This is a messenger RNA of Homo sapiens (human), 6639 nucleotides long. RefSeq names its product Rho guanine nucleotide exchange factor 10 (gene ARHGEF10). Gene Ontology annotation, molecular function: guanyl-nucleotide exchange factor activity. NCBI's taxonomy places the organism in Eukaryota, Metazoa, Chordata, Mammalia, Primates, Hominidae. The record is from RefSeq and is a predicted model, not a curated record. The coding region runs from base 185 to 3670 and encodes 1161 amino acids. Gene Ontology annotation, biological process: positive regulation of stress fiber assembly; regulation of small GTPase mediated signal transduction. The transcript has 28 exons. Gene Ontology annotation, cellular component: cytoplasm.
GGACGGAGGGACGGGGGCUCAAGGGCGGGUCGGGUGGGGUCCCGACGCCCCCUCCUCGGCUGGGCGCACCCCGGGUGUCCGCAGGGAGGGGCGAUGUUCUGGGGGGGGGAGCGUCUGCCCGACGCCCCCUCCCUCAGGAGCUCCUUCCCUUAACAGAGCUGAGAGAGGCAUCUGGAGCUGCAGCAUGGACCAGCGAGAGCCCCUGCCUCCCGCUCCUGCAGAAAAUGAAAUGAAAUAUGAUACCAAUAAUAAUGAAGAGGAAGAGGGAGAACAGUUCGAUUUUGACAGUGGAGAUGAAAUCCCAGAAGCGGACAGACAGGCCCCAUCCGCCCCUGAGACAGGAGGUGCUGGAGCCAGUGAAGCCCCUGCACCCACAGGAGGUGAGGAUGGAGCUGGAGCAGAAACCACCCCAGUGGCAGAGCCUACUAAGCUGGUGCUCCCGAUGAAAGUCAACCCAUAUUCUGUCAUCGACAUCACGCCAUUCCAGGAGGACCAGCCGCCCACCCCCGUGCCCAGCGCUGAGGAGGAGAAUGUGGGUCUCCAUGUGCCCUGCGGGUACUUGGUGCCUGUACCCUGCGGCUAUGCGGUGCCCUCCAACCUGCCCCUCCUGCUGCCCGCCUACUCCAGCCCGGUCAUCAUCUGCGCCACGUCCCUGGACGAAGAAGAAACACCAGAAGUCACAGAAGAUCGCCAGCCCAAUUCUCUGAGUUCCGAGGAGCCUCCAACCAGUGAAGAUCAAGUCGGUCGAGAGGACAGCGCACUUGCCCGCUGGGCCGCAGACCCGGCCAACACAGCCUGGAUGGAGAAUCCAGAGGAAGCAAUUUACGAUGACGUUCCAAGGGAAAACUCAGACUCUGAACCAGAUGAAAUGAUUUAUGAUGAUGUUGAGAAUGGGGAUGAAGGUGGAAACAGCUCCUUGGAAUACGGAUGGAGUUCGAGUGAAUUUGAAAGUUACGAAGAGCAGAGUGACUCGGAGUGCAAGAAUGGGAUUCCCAGGUCCUUCCUGCGCAGCAACCACAAAAAGCAACUUUCUCAUGACCUAACCCGUUUAAAGGAGCACUAUGAGAAAAAGAUGAGAGAUUUGAUGGCAAGCACGGUGGGCGUGGUGGAGAUUCAGCAGCUCAGGCAGAAGCAUGAACUGAAGAUGCAGAAGCUCGUGAAGGCCGCGAAGGACGGCACCAAGGACGGGCUGGAGAGGACCAGGGCAGCCGUGAAGAGGGGCCGCUCCUUCAUCAGGACCAAGUCUCUCAUCGCACAGGAUCACAGAUCUUCUCUUGAGGAAGAACAGAAUUUGUUCAUUGAUGUUGACUGCAAGCACCCGGAAGCCAUCUUGACCCCGAUGCCCGAGGGUUUAUCUCAGCAGCAGGUUGUAAGAAGAUAUAUACUGGGUUCAGUUGUCGACAGUGAAAAGAACUACGUAGAUGCUCUUAAGAGGAUUUUGGAGCAAUAUGAGAAGCCGCUGUCUGAGAUGGAGCCAAAGGUUCUGAGUGAGAGGAAGCUGAAGACGGUGUUCUACCGAGUCAAAGAGAUCCUGCAGUGCCACUCGCUAUUUCAGAUCGCGCUGGCCAGCCGCGUUUCCGAGUGGGACUCCGUGGAAAUGAUAGGCGAUGUCUUCGUGGCUUCGUUUUCUAAGUCCAUGGUGCUGGAUGCAUACAGUGAAUAUGUGAACAAUUUCAGCACAGCCGUGGCAGUCCUCAAGAAAACAUGUGCCACAAAGCCCGCUUUUCUUGAAUUUUUAAAGCAGGAACAGGAGGCCAGCCCCGAUCGAACCACGCUCUACAGCCUGAUGAUGAAGCCCAUCCAGAGGUUCCCACAGUUCAUCCUCCUGCUCCAGGACAUGCUGAAGAACACCUCCAAAGGCCACCCCGACAGGCUGCCUCUUCAGAUGGCCCUGACAGAGCUCGAAACACUAGCAGAGAAGUUAAAUGAAAGAAAGAGAGAUGCUGAUCAACGCUGUGAAGUGAAGCAAAUAGCCAAAGCCAUAAACGAAAGAUACCUGAACAAGCUUCUCAGCAGUGGAAGCCGAUACCUCAUUCGAUCAGAUGAUAUGAUAGAAACAGUUUACAACGACAGAGGAGAGAUUGUUAAAACCAAAGAACGCCGAGUCUUCAUGUUAAAUGAUGUGUUAAUGUGUGCCACCGUCAGCUCACGCCCCUCUCAUGACAGCCGUGUGAUGAGCAGCCAGAGGUACUUGCUGAAGUGGAGCGUUCCACUGGGACAUGUGGACGCCAUCGAGUAUGGCAGCAGCGCAGGCACGGGCGAGCACAGCAGGCACCUUGCCGUUCACCCGCCGGAGAGCCUGGCCGUGGUUGCUAACGCGAAACCAAACAAAGUUUACAUGGGGCCAGGACAACUGUAUCAAGAUUUACAAAACUUGUUGCAUGACUUAAAUGUAAUUGGCCAAAUCACUCAGCUGAUAGGAAACCUUAAAGGAAACUAUCAGAACUUAAACCAGUCAGUAGCCCAUGACUGGACAUCAGGUUUACAAAGGCUUAUUUUGAAGAAAGAAGAUGAAAUCAGAGCUGCGGACUGCUGCAGAAUUCAGUUACAGCUUCCCGGGAAGCAGGACAAAUCUGGGCGACCGACGUUCUUUACAGCUGUGUUCAAUACGUUCACCCCUGCCAUCAAGGAGUCCUGGGUCAACAGCUUACAGAUGGCCAAGCUCGCCCUAGAAGAGGAGAACCACAUGGGCUGGUUCUGUGUGGAAGACGAUGGGAAUCACAUUAAAAAGGAGAAGCAUCCUCUCCUCGUCGGACACAUGCCCGUGAUGGUGGCCAAGCAGCAGGAGUUCAAGAUUGAAUGUGCUGCUUAUAACCCUGAACCUUACCUAAAUAAUGAAAGCCAGCCAGAUUCAUUUUCCACGGCACAUGGUUUCCUGUGGAUCGGAAGUUGCACCCAUCAAAUGGGUCAGAUUGCCAUCGUCUCGUUUCAAAAUUCCACUCCCAAAGUCAUUGAGUGCUUCAACGUGGAAUCUCGCAUCCUGUGCAUGCUGUACGUUCCCGUCGAGGAGAAGCGCAGAGAGCCUGGGGCACCCCCGGACCCCGAGACCCCGGCCGUGAGAGCUUCUGAUGUCCCCACGAUCUGUGUAGGGACGGAGGAGGGAAGCAUUUCCAUUUAUAAAAGCAGUCAAGGCUCCAAGAAAGUGAGACUUCAGCACUUUUUCACUCCUGAGAAGUCCACAGUCAUGAGCCUGGCUUGCACGUCUCAGAGCCUGUACGCUGGCCUGGUCAACGGGGCAGUCGCCAGCUACGCCAGAGCCCCAGAUGGAUCCUGGGAUUCAGAACCUCAAAAAGUGAUCAAGUUAGGCGUCCUACCAGUUAGAAGUCUACUCAUGAUGGAAGACACGUUGUGGGCGGCUUCCGGAGGUCAAGUCUUCAUCAUCAGUGUGGAGACUCAUGCUGUAGAGGGUCAGCUGGAGGCCCACCAGGAGGAAGGCAUGGUGAUCUCCCACAUGGCCGUGUCCGGCGUCGGGAUCUGGAUUGCCUUCACCUCAGGGUCCACGCUCCGCCUUUUUCACACGGAAACUCUCAAGCACCUGCAGGACAUCAACAUCGCCACCCCUGUUCACAACAUGCUGCCAGAGUUCCGAGAGCAGCCACGGAAAUGCAGCGGCCCUGCAGGAUCCUUGGUGUUUAUCCCUCUCCGGGUGGGAUCAGAAAGAAACUCCUAAUCAAGGGAAGGCUCUGGCAAGUGUGAGUGGAGUUUGUAUUUUGAAUUUGAUUUCUUAAUAAAAUAACCCUUGCACACGAUUUAAUAAAACCCAACAGCACUCACGCCCAGGCUAUGAAAAGCAAAGCAGGAUAGGAAAGCCUGCGCUCUGGGGACUCACAGCCCCGCCCCCAUCCCAGCACCCCACCCACUGUCAGCACCCAACCCUGCCCCCAUCCUCACACCCCACCCCGCAUUCAGCACCCACCCUCUCAUCCCAGCAUCCCACCCACUGUCAGCACCCGCCCCGGCCCCCCGCACUGUCCCCAUACCCCACCCCGCUGUCAGCUGCCUCUCCCGCCCGCCUCCCUACUGCUGCUGCUCGAAAGCCACUCCUGUAUGGCAGGUUCUUGAUGCUUUGUUUUAGAUACUGUCUUUGACCUCUCCUGUAGAAGAGAAAGAUGGAAUUAUCCUGCUUCCCUCCAAGCAUAGAGCACCCAACACAGUCCUGCACCCACCCAGAAACAGAAUGCAGACCCCUUGCCGGCUGCUCAGGUCGCAGGUUCUGGCUAAAUCGCAGCUGCCUGUGUUGCGUGUUUUGGAUGAUGAAGUUGUCUGUGGCUGGGCGCUGAGCCUUCCUUGGGACUUUUCACCCUUCAGCUCAUAGUUUCCAGGCGGCCGAUGAUGGAUCCAUCCCAAGCCCACCACAAGCCUCUCACUUGGCAGCAGAUGCAUGGGGCUCUGCAGAGCCACCAUCCCCUGGCGCCCACUCUCCCGGGCCCCUCCAACAUCCUGGGCUGGCUCUCCAUGGCCACAGUGCGUGCUCUCAGCCCCCUGCUCCGGGGGCCCCUGAAUCGUGGGUCUUUACUUAUUCCUACACGACAUAGUCAGGUCUGCAUUUUAGACCCGCAUGAAAGCAAACACAUGAGUCUGUCCAGAUGGAGUGCCGUGCUUCUCGUUGGCAGGUUUCUCCGGCAUUUCGGUACUAAGUUGGAAAUAGCUCCAGCUUCACUGAUUUCUGGGGUACACUGACUGCUUUACCCACAUUCAGUUCUCUGCUCCCAGGCUGUGGUCUGCUGCCACCGUGGCCUUGUCAGCAGGAGAAAGGUACACGGGUUAGAGGCAACCUCGGUGACACCAGAAGUUCAGUUUUGUUUGUGAUGCUUCUGACAGUGAUUCUCUGUAAGAUCCUCAGUGCGGCAUAGACUGAAAUGGUUCUGAUUUUCAUUGCAUUUUGUGACUCAGAGGGAAUGAGCAGGCCAGAGAGUCCUUUCCUCCAGAGAGUCCUUUCAUCUCAUCUCCUCUGUCUAGUCGUCUUUGCCUUUCAGCUAAUAUUUCAUAUAUUUCAUAGAAAUAAGCAUUAUUGCAUUUCAUGCUGUAUUUAGACAUUCCGGUGGGGGCAUGCUCAUACCGUGCUGAAGUGCGCGGAUGCUGAGGUCGCCGGGCCGUCACUGCUCCUGGGUUCUUCUCCUCCUUAUCGUCCAAGAUGGUUCCUGGAGGCCCACACAUGUCCUCUGUGCUCUGUUCGCACACACACAAAACCUUCAUUCUAGAGUUGUAUUCAUGACGAUGCUCAAAUGGGUUUUCAUGUGUGUGUGUGUGUGUGUGUGUGGCAACAAGACAUAAAAUUAUCUUUUUGUGCUAUUGCUGGAAUAUAAAAGUCAGGUAGCUUCUGCAAAUGAAGACUUGCCAAGCCGAAACAACAAAAUUUGAAAAAAACAAACUGUAUUAUAACUCAUGCCUUUUGUGUAAGUUCACACAACGUGAUGAAACCUCCUUCCUUCCUCAGGGUCUCAGCACGCUGGCCCCUGGGGAAUCCGUGAAUCUGUAGCUAAGGCCCUGGCUUUUCUCCUUCUAUUUGGAAUUCACUUCUGAAAACCAUUUAGCUCACGUUCUUUCACAUAAGCUACAUCAGAUUCAACACAGACUAACAGUUGAUGAAGGUCUGUGAUUAACAUACACAUUCGUUAGAGCGGUCGUUACCUUUCUAAGUUAUAAAGGAGUAGAGUUUACAGCGAGUGAGUUCACGGCGCCUCAGCUUUUAGGUUGUGAGCAGUUGCAGUAGGUUACAUCACCAGGCAGAUGUUUCCUGCUCUGUCCCGCAUGUUCAAAGGAGGAUAUUUUUGAUGGGAAAGUGCUGAGACACAUGGUAAAUUGCGCCUUUCUGAGUCUCCACCGAGCGAAUACAGAGCCUCCAGGAACUAUGUGACCAAAUAAAAUGGCCAAAAUUUCCAUUAGAAAAAAAAAGACAAAAAACGUGUAACUUUUCUGAAGACCAUGGACUACACCGUAAGGGAAUUCAGUAAAUGAAACCGGACUCAAGAUGGUGAGUUAACGAACGAGACUGAGGACUUGGGAGCCACAGCCUUUCUCGGUGGCCGGUGUGGCCCUGGCCUGUCCUUUGUUUUAUGUUCCAGGCUGGGAAGAGCAGAGGGCGAAUCCCCCUGGUAGCAUUCCCUCCCAUACUUGGGGGACGUAUUGCUUCUUCUACUCACUGUUCUGUCUCUGAGGUUAUUUGAAUGAACCUGGAUGGUGUUGUUUACACCCCCAGCUUCUCCCAGCCUCCAGGGCGGGAGAUGCGUCUGCCUCUGUGGCUGCCUGCAGAAGGCCCUGGUGACUCCCCACGGAGUCACCAUCCAGCAGCCGCUCAAGUGCAGUCAGUCCCACUUCACACGUGUAACCCAUUUACCAACCUCACUGUGCAGCUGCAUCACCGUUCACCACCUCAGCUGCCCCUGCCUCCCACCUCGCCAGCGGACCUCACGUGGGCUCCAACUCCCGGGACCCAGCCCCAUCUGGGACACGCCCUGCUGUCCUGUUCUAGGUCACUGUUGGUGCUUCCGGACGGGCACGGGACGCCUGGAUAGCGGCACUCACCGCAGCCUCUGGAAUCGGAAAAUGACCGCAUGACCUCGUGACUGUGGCCCUCAGCUUUCCCAUGUAAAAUUAAAGAUGUUGAUUGGCAGACUGCUUGGAAAAUGCAAUGGAAAA